AUGUCUGUAGAAGCAAGCCAUAUAAGUAAAGAAUUGCAAGAUAGGUUGCUGAUCCUGUUCUUGAUUUCUCAGUUUUUUAAUUUGGAACGAAAUCCUAAGGAAUUUGGUCAGUCAUUUGCUCAUACUUUGGUAGGUGGCAUGGCAUGGGCGGGUAAAGCCGGGCUUUACUGGGUAGUUGAUAAAGGAUUUGUGAAUAAUGAAAUUAUGCAAGUAGUAAAUUAUCAAACCCUCUCUCCGAAGGAUUUGGCCAAGUCUGUUAUGUCUGAAGGGGGCUGGUCAAGCGUACUGUGCUCGGGGGAGAAAGCACAGCAGUCUUUGGAUCUUGCGCUUCUUUUUGUUGGAAGAGAGUUACAAUCUCUGGAUAUCUCUGGACAUAAAGUUGCCAACCCAGCACUUGUUGACUUGCUCAAGGUCUCUUUCACAAGGGCCAAUUUUUCUUUAGCAUUCCCAUAUGUUGCUGCAUUGGAGGAGACAGAGACAAUGGAACAUUCUCUAAUUUCAGAGUUUGCAGAAACAUGUGGCCAUGAUUUAGGAGUUGGUAACAUUGCCUUCCUGGAGUCUUGCCUUGUAGAGGGUGAAAAUUUUGAAAAACUUGCAGGCUUACACUCUGUCCAUGAUUACCUGGUUACAAGGAUGAAAAGAGGACCUAAGGGGCAUGCAAAUCUAAUUGUGUUCUGCCAUGGAGGCUCCCAUUCUUUGGAAGAACUUGAUCAACCACAUUCUGAGAGUAUGUUAAAAAAUUUAGGAGAGUUUGUAGUUAUCUCAAUUUUAAAAUUCUUUGAUGGGCACCAGUUAUUUUUGCAUAGCAAUUUUAAUGCAUCUAGUUUGAUCGAAUAUGCAGGCAGGAUGUUCUCUGAGCUUAUCAACUCUGUGGAGCAGUCUGGGGCCAAAUAUUCUGUUCUCUAUGUUUCAGAUCCAUUUAGGUCAAUCCGGUAUCCUUCUUACAGGAAGCUAGAAAGGUUUCUUGCUGAAGGAACUCUUGGAAAUGGGUCAGCUAAUUCCACGACCUGUGAUGAAGUUUGCCAAAUUAAAUCCUCCCUUCUGGAGGGAAUUUUAGUAGUAAGUCAGUAUCCUUUUCCUUUUUAAGCAUGCAGUGCAGUGGCAGCUCUUUUCUUUGUUGAUUAAUCUUGAUUAUGUGAGCAUCACAAUUCAUUUUGGGUCAUUCAGGUAAGCGGUGACCCUCAUUUUGGAAAUCUUAGAUAUUCUUCAUCCAAGUUGACUUAUAAUGUUGUGAAUUCUAUUCAGAACUUGGGUUUCACAUGAACUGAACUGUUCAUGAAUAGCUCAGGAUCAGCUCAUAAGGAGCUUGUUCAACUUUGCCUAUUUAUUGAGCCGAGCUUGAGCCUCAUUUUAGAGCUCAUAAGACAAACGAGUCAAACUUGAACAAUGUCCUGUUUAGCUCGUCAGGCUCGUGAACAGUAUGAGCUCAUUUAUAAAUUAUAAUCUAAAAUUAUAUAUAUGGCGUCUGCCUAUAUUGUGUAAUGUGUAUCAUUUAUUUUAAGAAAGAGGAGCAAUAUAUGCUCAUGCAAUAGAAAUGCUAAAAAACCAACUCAUCCCACAUCGAAAUAGUUGUAAAAAAGACGAGUGGGGCCCCUAUAAAAGUUGUAAGCAUUCACACCUCUGUUUCAAGUGGGAACCAGCUCCACAUCAAAACUAUAGCAAAAAGUAGCUGGAGGCACCUAGAAAAACAAGGCCUUCGAUUCCCUGAUGCAUAUUAAAAAUUCCGUACAGAAUAAUUUUUUCACUUUAUUCUUAAAUUUCAUGGUACAUGGAUAAUAGCUAAUAAACAGGAGCAGAAUCUACGAGUUGCGCAUAAUAGAGGUGCUAAGCCUAAGAAUUGGAAUAUAAAUUGCAUAAACAUGCUUCUGAUCAAAUGUUGCAUGAAUUAUGCAUUUAAAUUUCUGAUGAGAUUACAAGCCAAAAAAUAUCCAAUGAGAUGAUCUGGAUAGAGUCAUCAGAUUUAUCUGGUGACAGCUAUGUUGCAUGGUUCUUCGUACUUCUUUUUCUAGUAUAAAAUGAAGGUAAACAAGAAAGAAAAAGUUGGUCAAUUAGCAUCCUCAAAGCUAAUCAAAGAGCUGGAAGUUUCCUUUUGGUACCCGCAACCAGACCCGAAGUCAUGGAAAGAUCAAAACCAAUGCAAUGAUAAUAUGAUUUGAUAGAGCCAUGCGACUUGGGUUACCAAAAGUGCCAUUAUUGAUGCUAAGCUGUUUCUUUUUUUUUUUUUUU
Molecule: messenger RNA, 2226 nt
Organism: Ilex paraguariensis (yerba mate)
Lineage: Eukaryota; Viridiplantae; Streptophyta; Magnoliopsida; Aquifoliales; Aquifoliaceae
Source: the annotation of a GenBank genome assembly